This is a messenger RNA of Sus scrofa (pig), 1390 nucleotides long. RefSeq names its product heat shock transcription factor, Y-linked. Lineage: Eukaryota; Metazoa; Chordata; Mammalia; Artiodactyla; Suidae. Gene Ontology annotation, biological process: regulation of DNA-templated transcription. Gene Ontology annotation, molecular function: DNA-binding transcription factor activity; sequence-specific DNA binding. The record is from RefSeq and is a predicted model, not a curated record.
UUUAAAACUGCAGAGUUCAAAAGCCAUGCAGGUGAGAAAAGUAGCUGAAGAGAAAAAAAUCUGAGAUGGCACAUGCUCCUACAGAAAUUCAAGGUGUGUCUCCUAAAGAUGAAUCAACUGGUUCAGAAUCCUCCAUUACAUCUCCAUGGUGUGAUAACUCAAUCACUGGGGACUUGGACUUGAGGUCUCAGGUUGAAGAAAAAGCUUUCCAGGCUUUGUCUGAGGGCUCCCUGAUGAAAGAGCCAUGCCACACAUUGUGUGCCUCUGAACCAGAUGGAGAUAAUGAUUUUCCUCCUCUGCCCUUUCCCAGAAAACUUUGGGAAAUUGUUGAAAGUGAUCGAUUUAAGUCCAUUUGGUGGGAUGAAAAUGGAACCUCGAUCGUGAUUAAUGAAGAACGCUUCAAGAAAGAAGUUCUGGAGAGAAAGGCUCCCUUCAGAAUUUUUGAAACUGAGAGUAUGAAAAGCUUAGUUCGACAGCUUAACCUUUAUGGAUUUACUAAAUUGCGAAGGAAUUUUCAAAGACCUGCCUCACUAGCCAACAUUCUGGCAGAAGAUAAUGAAGUCUCUGCUUGGAACAAGCUGCAGUUCUACCAUAAUCCAAAUUUUAACCGAGGCUGUCCCCAUCUGUUGGUGAGGAUGAAAAGAAGAGUCAGGGUGAAAAAUGCUUCUCCAGUAUCGGCUUCUCUACUUCAAGGUUGCAGCAAGAAGCGCUCUAGAACAGGGGGUGAUGUGGAUAACCAUAAUUCUGAUGUGGCUGCAGAAACUCGUGGAGAAGAUGCAUUUUCAGCCUCUACAAACCUAAAUGUGCCUUUAAUAAGAUGGCCUUCUAUGAGCCAGAGAAUUUCUAAUACAACUACCCCAACUAGAAGUGGUCUUUCUUCUCCAUCAUCACCAUCAGUCAGGCCACCAGGACAAAUUGUCAUGGCUCAACAUGCUAUUUUUAGUCAGUUGACCACGUUUCACAUGCACUCACAAAGCAGCUACUCUCCAGCAAGUGGCCACAUCGUGAAUUUCAUUACAACUACCACUUCCAUUUCUCAGUACCACCUUAUUUCUAACUUCCCAAGUGGUUAUUUUGGACUGAGGGUGGAGCCUUCUCCUUUGCCAACCAGAUACCAGAAUAUAUCACCAACUGAGUGCCCUGUGUCUAACCCCCAAGCAGCAGCCCAUCCAUGGUUCCUAAUGCCAAUGGCCACUGACACAUCUGCUGCCUCGCUUUCAAGGCCAAAUCCUCAGUCCUCUUCCGUAUCUGAACAUCACCCUAAUUACCACUGACCUAUCAAAGGACUAUAGGUUAUGCAGGAGAGUGAAGAUGAACAUUUAUGCUGGCAAAUGUCACCAAAUUCCUGCAAUUCUGUUAUUUCAGCAAUAAACUUGUAUGUUCAUCUUCA